GAAAGGUUUAUUUUGGUCUCCCCUGGAGUCGGAGUGAACUCUAACUCUCAGACUAAUCCUCGGUGAGUGUACUGUAAUGAGAAGCUCUGAGUCUCCUGGAGCUCGGUCUGAGUUCAUUUGGCUGAAGACAGAAGAGGAAACAGGACGCAGCUGCUGCUGCUGCUCUGCUGUCGCUGCUGCUGUUGCUGCUGCUGCUGCUGCUCAGGGACAAACCCUGUGCUCCUGCUCUUUGUUUGUAAUCUUUGGUUCCUCCUGCUCUUCCUCACUGAAGAAACUCUCCGCCUGUCCUCCUUUGUCCAGUGAAGGGACUCGGCAGCAGCAGAACAAUGGCUGCCAUCAAGGCUCUGGAGCAGUGGUGUAAAACGCAGUGUGAUGGAUACAGAGAUGUGGCCAUCACUAACAUGACCACGUCGUUCAGGAAUGGAAUGGCUUUUUGUGCACUCAUACACAAGUACAGACCGGACCUCAUAGACUAUGAGUCACUGAAGAAGGAUGAUGUGUUCGAGAACAAUAGAUUGGCGUUUCAGAUUGCGGAAGAGAGGUUGGGAAUCCCUGCUUUGUUAGAUGCAGAAGACAUGGUGGCCUUAAGGAUCCCAGACAGACUGAGCAUCCUCACCUACGUUUCCCAGUACUACAACUACUUCAACGGACGCCCCCCGAUGGGCGGUGUGAAAAGGCCGGCUGAGGGCUCCAGGGAGGAACCAUCAGAGAAGAAGAAUCUCCCGGUAGUUGCCAAAACCUUUGUGCCUAAAAUCAGCGCUGAGAAUCGUGUAAACUCCACCGUCUCAGCUUCAGCCUCAGCCACAGCGACAAGAGCUCCGGACCAGAAGGCUGUUUUGGCAGAAAGUGCGAACAAAAAUGGAACUCUGAACAGCAAGUGCAUCGCAUGCAAGAGUCACGUUCACCUGGUUCAGCGACACUUCGUGGAAGGAAGGCUGUACCACAGAAGCUGCUUUAAAUGCAGUGAAUGCCUCAGUGUGCUUCACGCAGGAGGCUACAAACCAGGCAAGAGCGCAGACACUUUCGUCUGUAAGAAAAGUUGCAAAACUUCUCCCUCCAAGGCCGCGGCCGAGAAUCGACUCACCGGCUCAGUCCUGCAGUCAAGCGGGGUUGUUCAAACCCAGCCUGCUCCACGCCCCACCGCCGUGCCGCCUGCUGCUCCGACUGUUGCGCCAAAACCACCGGGUCUGACUCCACCUCCUCAAUCCUGGACGUCGUCAGCGCAGAAGACGCAGGUGGCACGUCAAAGGUUUUUCCAGGCCGCGCCGUCGACGUCUGAGGCCUCGGCAGAAAGGACGAGGCCUGCAGAUCCAUCAGGGCACAAACACGUCCGGCCGAGCGCUGUCGAUGAGAAGAGCAGUGGCAGGGCCAUGACGGGAAAGACACUGGCAAACCGCAACAACAACAACAACAACAACAACACGUACAGAUUCACCGUCCGCUCAGCAGAGAGACGGUUUGGAAAUGAGCCAAGUCCAACUGAAUGGUCCGGAAAAGAUAAAUACAGCCAAGAAGCAGCAGGAAGCUUCGCGGGACGAGUCUCUACCAGUCAGAGCAACAAUGAGAAAUCACCGCAUCUAGAAGAGAUCGGCGACGACAACAGGAGGUCGAGAAGUGUUCAGUCAGAAGUCAAAGAUCCAGUUGGUGGUGGAAGCCAAUCGAGCCUUAAACCAAUGAGCCCAGAGCUUUGUAUUAAAGAUGAUGAAGUGGAAACUUCCACUGAACGACAGGAGCCUCAGCUCAUGUCCUCACCGUCCUCUGACGUCUCCAACGCGACCAUACAGCUUCCAGUGUUCCAGCUAACAACACAGCCUCCGUCUGUUGCAUUUAAUGCUGUCAACUUAAUGGACAUUCCUGCGGAAAAACCUCAGCCAACCUCUGGAGGUCAGUUUUCAGGUUUUAAACCUGCAUGUCACACACCUGUUAAAGUUCCGACCAGACGGUCAGCUGUGGAGUCAUUUGAAAUUUCAGCGACUGCUGCUGCUAAUCAUGGAAAUGUGUCACGUGCUAAAAAAGGAAAGUAUGUGUCAGCAGCUAGCACGUCCAGAGCUAAUAGGAGAACUCCCUCAGUCACAUCUCACCAUGUUACAAUGCAGCAGAUAGAAAAACAACUCUGUGACAUCGAAACAAACCUGGUUCAUCUGGAGAAGCAGGGUGUGGAGCUGGAGAAGAAACUCCGCAGCUGUGAAGAAGGGGGAGAGGGAGACGUGUUGAUGGACCCACUGAUGAUCGAUUGGUUCAAUCUGAUACGGAAGAAGCAGAUGUUCAUCAGAAAAGAAUCGGAGCUGGUUUACAUAGCCAGGACUCAGGAGCUGGAGCAGCAGCAGCCUAGUGUGGAGGAAGAACUACGCAGACUGCUGGAGAAGCCCGAUGAUUUGAAGUCUGCAGAGGAGCAGCAACAGGAGACGCUGCUGAUGGAGAGGCUGAUGGAGAUUGUGAAUGGCAGAAAUGCCAUAGUUGAAGGUUUGGACAAGGACAGACUCAGAGAAGUAGAGGAGGAUCAGCAACUGAACGAAAUGAUGAGAAAUCUUGGAGUUAAGAAAAGCAAAAGUAAGAGGAAAUCCUCCAUCUCCAAACUCUUCAGACGGAGAAGUAAAAGAAGAGUUGAAUGAGGUUCCAGAGUUUUUAUUUUAUUAUUGUUAAAUUCAAUAUUCUGGGUUUUUUUUUAACAUUUGUUGGGUCAAUAAUUGUGUUUAAGGAAAAAAUAUAUAUUUACUCCAAUUAGGUUUUAUUUACCCAACUCUUCUCAUUAAUUAAAUACAUUUAAUUUUGUUUUUUAUUUGUUUAAGGGACAUCAAUCAAUCAAUCAUUACAACAAAUACAAAAAAGAAAAAAAAACCAGUGUUAGCUGGAAGGCUAAUUUUCAUCAGUUGUCCUCUAGCCAGCUGUUAAAAUGCAUUAUAAAAUUCCACCUAUCAAUAAACCAAAUACUUUCCUUGGUUUGGAGGAAAAUAUAUUAUUCACAGAACUUUAUUAUUUAUGUAAAAAUCUCAGCUAUUGUAUUUUGUCCUAGCUCACUGAACUAUUUAUGGAUUAGCCAUCAGUGAUUUUUCAAUUACUCUUGAGUUACUUUAAAAGACAGAUAUUUAUUCAUGUAUUUUUGGAAAAACACAGAUAUAUUUUAUUAUAGCAAAAUUGUUAUACAAUAUUUUUUUGUUUUACAGCAAAGUAUUCAGACUUUAUAUUACGUACUGUAUUCAUAUUUUAUCAAACCUCUCUUCAUAUAUUCACCUAUUUAGCUAUCAAGACUAUUGUAGCUAAUCACUAAUUAUCUUCAGAUAAAUUUUUAAAGUCUUGGUUCACUUACUG
Cynoglossus semilaevis (tongue sole) is the source of this 3309-nucleotide messenger RNA. RefSeq names its product mical-like 2a (gene micall2a). The record is from RefSeq and is a predicted model, not a curated record. Gene Ontology annotation, molecular function: protein binding. The transcript is spliced from 17 exons. Bases 327 to 2612 code for a protein of 761 amino acids. Lineage: Eukaryota; Metazoa; Chordata; Actinopteri; Pleuronectiformes; Cynoglossidae.